Prorocentrum cordatum is the source of this 2578-nucleotide messenger RNA. Lineage: Eukaryota; Dinophyceae; Prorocentrales; Prorocentraceae. The record is from the annotation of a GenBank genome assembly.
AUCAUGGCCAUGCCGAGUGACGUCUUCGUCACAGCGCCCACGAAGCAGGGUCUCGGGGACGUGGCGACAAGGGACACGGUCAUCGAGUUGUGCGAAGACAAGCGCCAGGGCUCACGCAGUCUUUCCUGGUCCAGCAGCGAGCCCUGCAGCGAGUCUUCUUCCAGCAACAGCGCGUUCUCCGACGCCGACCGCGUCAGCACUACUUGGGUAUCGACGCACGUGGGAGAGGCUUGGGCAUCGAACGACCAGGAGGAGACCACGAGUUACAGCCUCGACAAGUGGCGUUUGUCCGCCGCCGCGGAGGCAAUCGACGAUGUCCCCGAGCAGCUGGGCCGAGUGGUGCAGAACAAGGCUAAGAGCCUUGCCGAGAGCGUGAAGACCGAGCUGGCCUUGGUGCAACAGGCCAUUCGCAGCAGGGGUGGGGGCGAGGAUGGCGUCGAUGCGGCCAUCGAUCAUCUGGGCAAAAUCCCAGAGAUCAUCAGGAGGUCGUUUCACUCGAAGGUCAUGGAGGCGAACGACGCGAUGCGGCUGGCGAUGCAGCUGAAGCGGAGCGCCAUCGUGCAGAUGCUCAAGACCACCACCCCUGAUGGCCAAGAGCUGGUGAGGCGAUUGUGGACCAUUCCCGAGAAGCUGGAGCAGAUCGUUGGGCAGGCGGUUGGCCAGGCCGUGGAAGAGUCCCAGCUGGAGGCUACCGGGCAUUGCGAGCGCGUGUUGAUGAGCCUGCCGCCGGACGCGGGUGCGUGUCGCCACACCUUGAUAGACGCCGAACUACGCAUCGCGGAGGCGGUGACCGAAAUGUACUCCGAGACGAUGCGGGCCCUGAGGCGCACGGCCAAUGCGAACGUGAGGCUCGCCGUGACCUACGUGCAAGACCCAUGAAGGCAAUUCAUGAUGUGUUGACUCCCGCGCCAACGCUUGACUGCGCAAUUUACGAGGCACGUCAGUCAUUUGUUGGCGCGCUGGCCUUUCAGAGCCCUCAUCGUCAAUGCGGGAGGGGAAUGGGGGCAUGCGGUCCGCUGCUGCGCCCGAAUACCUAGAAUUGUGGAGCGCGAGGUCUCUGCCAUGCCAUGGUAGAUGCCAUGCCAUGCCAUGCCAUGGCCAGGCCGAGGGGAGUCGCCAAGCCUUCCCACAUCAGGAUCAUUUGAUGUGUCGCCGCGUGUUUUUUCGCUCCAGGGGAUCGCAGGUACCCCAGACGAAUGACGUUCAUAUGGAAAACACGCAGCGCCCGCUGCCAGUGACCCAGUUGUUCUUUUUGCGGCCAUUGCGUGGCUUCGACGCGGCGCCCUGUUUGCUUCAGAUACUGCGUCUUCGCUCCUCGUCGUAUCGCGGUCCAGUGCCACCAGUGGUUUUACGCUUCUGGUGGCUGUGGUCUUUCACGAAGUGCGUCGGGGCAGUUGGAUGUGGAACAGCGCGGCAUCUACAGCGCGUGAGGACUCCAAGCAGUGGGUUCUCACCAGUUAUGUGUGCACUCGAUGUGGCGCCAUCUAGAGCUAGCUGAUAAACUCUUUUGCGGUGCAAUUCACAUGUCAAUGUUGAAGCCGUCACCUCCAAUACUCGUGCAAACAACCCACCCGCCACCCCCCCUCCCCGCAACUUGCUGUCAAACCUGUAUCCAGAGGAGCGGCAGCAGUGGGGGGGCGGGCUCUGAAGAGAGGAGGAGUUGCCUUGGGAGUACGGGCCCACUUCCAGCGCACACGAGGAAGUGCAAGCCGAGCGCUCAGGGCGGCGGCGCAAGACACGAUUUGGGGAGCAAGGUGUCCCCACAGUGCCCUGGACGGCGCUUUCCCUGCCCAGCGACAGCCCACACCAGCACCUUGGCAGGCUCGCAGGUGAGCUCCGCUUGCGCACAGCUCAGCAUGCUGAUAUUCGGAAGCUGGUGGCUCUUUCUCCUCCCUCUUGUUCCUUCCUCCCUCCUUCUGCCUCCUCCCCGUCUUUCCCCUGCCUUCACAUUUGAGUGCUCAGCAGCGGAGGUCUAUCAGCGCGUCAAUCGGUGUGCCCCUCGCGCCAAGGCGUGUCAGGCUGGCAGGCUGAGUUGUGGGUGACGUCCGCCUGCAAAUAGCCCAACAAUCUUUAUUCAUAUUCAGGACGUGUUUCUCCUCCCCCCCGCCACACACCUCACAGUGGUUUUUCGUGGGCACGGUAUGCUUUCGGCAUGGCGUGCGAAGCAGCUGGCAGCAAAGACGCCCUACGCCAGAUAUGGCAGCAAGGCGGGCUGGCAUGGCGCAUCCGCGCAACACGCUUCAGCAAUCUUUAUUCAUAUUCAUGACGUGUUUCUCCUCCCCCCACACUCCUCACAGUGGAUGUUCUUGGACACGUUGUGCUUUCGGCAUGGCGUGCGAAGCAGCUGGCAGCAAAGACGCCCUACGCCAGACAUGGCAGCAAGGCGGGCUGGCAUGGCGCAUCCGCGCAACACGCUUCAGCUUGCAGUCAUUAACGACUGCAGCUCCUCCUUCUCCUCCACCCCUCCUCUUCCUCCUCGUGGUGCCAUUGUAACGUACAGUGUCUGCUGCAUGGAGCGCCUUCCAGGAAGGCAACCACACCUUGCUGUACCGAUUCCUUCCAAUCCACCUAUGACGAA